Glarea lozoyensis ATCC 20868 is the source of this 420-nucleotide messenger RNA. RefSeq names its product beta-carbonic anhydrase, cab. The transcript is spliced from 5 exons. Bases 1 to 420 code for a protein of 139 amino acids. Gene Ontology annotation, molecular function: carbonate dehydratase activity; zinc ion binding. Lineage: Eukaryota; Fungi; Ascomycota; Leotiomycetes; Helotiales; Helotiaceae. The record is from RefSeq and is a predicted model, not a curated record.
AUGCCUUCAAGCCCGACAGUUCAAGAACUUUUGAAGAGAAAUGCUCAAAGUGCAAAGAAUCAUGAACCAAUCCCAACCUUAACCGAAAUAAGCCAGCUGCCAGCAGAGCAACAACUACCAAUGCCAAAAUGGUUCAUUGUAUCCUGCUGUGACAAUCGAAUCGAUCCCUUCGAGAUCCUAGGCUUAGAAAAAUGGGACGCAGUUGUUGUUCGGAGUUGCGCUGGUCGUAUAGCGCCCCAAAUGCAGAACCUUUUGUUCCUCGAUAACGUUCUACACUUCACUGAUGUGAUGAUUAUGCACCAUACUGAUUGCUCGGCUGAGCUUUUCAAGAAUGAUGACCUCCGUGAUAUUUUGAAAGAGCGCGCACCCGAGGAGAGUGCAACUAUUGAAGAGCUGAGACUUCCUGGAUUCGAUGAGUAA